AUGCCGCCCACAUCUGGCGGUCUGGGUCCGGUUCUGGGCUCAUCCUCGGACACGGAAAGCACUGGAUACUUCAUUUUGGACAACCGCGAGGUGUUGCAGUACAGCGAGAUCCCCAGUGGGCUUUCUGACCAGCAGGUUUACAUCUUGCGAUGCGUUUCCCUGUCUCUCUCGCUUUUUACCCUGUCACUCAUUGUGCUUGUUACGUAUUGGUUCUUCCGCAUGCGCAGAAGCUUCCGUCAUGACCUCAUUAUGCUCCUCAUUGUCAGCGACGGCCUCGAGGCCCUCUUCUUCAUGAUUUUUCCCAUCGUCGACUUUGCCAUGGGGCCGAUCCAGUCAGAGUCGGUCUUUUGCCAGAUAAGCGGCUUCUUCCUCGCCGUCGGCAUCGAGGCGUCAGACAUAGCCGUGGCACUCAUCGCCAUCCACACAGCGCUCUACAUCUUCAAGCCAAGGCAGCUCAACGGCCAGAGCGGGCUGUAUCCGUACCGCCGCACGGCCUACGCCGUCUUGUUCAUCCUGCCGGUCGUCCUGGCGUCCCUCGCCUUCAUCAAUACGCCGGCGUACGUCAACAACGGGCAGUACUGCUACCUGCCGAUCCAGCCGCUCUGGGCGCGGCUCGCGCUGAGCUGGAUUCCGCGGUACGUCAUCCUGCUCAUCAUCAUCGUGUCGUACUUUUGUACGUACGUUUACGUGUCGGUGCUCAUGCACCGCUUCGGCAAGGAGAGCAAAAUGCGGCGGCACAGCAACGCGCCGCCGCCGCCGCCCGUCAGCAUCGACCAGACGACGAGCAGCCCGAGCAAUGUGAGCAACAACCAGGCCGGCACACGCAACAUGUCUGUCCCGCCGACGCCGCCGAUCGCCUACCACGGGCUCAUCCCGUCGACGUCCGACUCGCACCACUCGUGCUCUGAGGAGGAGCGGCAGCGCCACGGGUCCGUCUCGAGCGAGGGCUCCUGCGGCGAGCCGCUGCGGCGUCCGUUGGCCGGCCGGUUGCGUGUCGACUCGCACCACACGGCGCACGGUAUUCGGUGGAAGUGGCCUCUGUUCGGGGGCGAGGCCGUCGCGUCGAUGGACACGGAGCAGCAGCAGCAGCAGCAACAGCAACAACAACAGCUGCGGGAGGCAAAUCAACACCAAGAACAAUACACGACGCAACAUGACGCCCACGUCGAAGCCGUCCACUUCCCACAACAAGGGGACAACCGGGUGUCCUACCAGGCCAUCGCCUCCCCUCCACCAGCCCGCACCUCCGAUCCGACAACGGCGCGACACUCGCUGCCGCCAAGCCUCGGCAAAACAAGUGACCAGUCGCCCUCAUCGCUCUCCAGCCCCAACGGGCGGCCAUAUCGACACCCGCACACCGAGUCCUCCUCGACAGCCUUCUCAUCAACGCCCUCGCCCUCGCCCUUUCUCUUCGCCAUCGCCGCCUCGGCCGGCCCGCUCCGGCGCACCGGCGGAACCGGAACCGGGAUCGGCGCCACGGCCACCGAUCCGUCGGGCAGCAUGGCGCGCGCGCGGCUCAAAAUCCGGCGGCAGCUGCGCCUACUCUUCGUCUAUCCGCUCGUUUAUAUACUCGUGUGGGCGGUGCCGUUCGCGCAGCACGUGCUGCGGUGGAACGAGCCGCUGCGCGCGGGGCCCUUUGGGCUCGUGCUCGCGAGCCUCGUGAGCCUGUGCAUGCAGGGAGCCGCCGAUGCCGUGCUGUUUGCGCUGCGGGAGAAGCCCUAUGCUGCCUUCAACGCCGUGUCACCGUCACCUGCUGUGCUCUCUGCUGUGCUCUCUGCUGUGCUGCCGUGCACCCAGGGUCUGACGGCUGUCCGGGAACAAUAA
Messenger RNA from Verticillium dahliae VdLs.17, 1824 nucleotides. RefSeq lists its product as uncharacterized. The transcript has 3 exons. Gene Ontology annotation, biological process: adenylate cyclase-activating G protein-coupled receptor signaling pathway. Bases 1 to 1824 code for a protein of 607 amino acids. The record is from RefSeq and is a predicted model, not a curated record. Gene Ontology annotation, molecular function: G protein-coupled receptor activity. Gene Ontology annotation, cellular component: plasma membrane. NCBI's taxonomy places the organism in Eukaryota, Fungi, Ascomycota, Sordariomycetes, Glomerellales, Plectosphaerellaceae.